AGCUGUUCUUUGUCGUGAUCAGCAUCUUCAUUCAGCAGGUUUGAUAAGACUAUUCUCAAACUUCUCCGUCAAAUUUUCUUUCCAUUCCAGGUCUUUUUUUUUUCCUCAUAAGAGAAAAACCGACAUCUUCAGCAUGAAGGGGACGGUUGUGUCUCUACUUAUUAUCACCAUGGUGGUGCAGACAUUGCCUGAAACAACUUCUCCAGACUGGCAGGAUUUCAACGAUCGCAGUUACUACUUUGACAGCAACGUCAAAAGUUGGUUUGACGCUGAGAGUGAAUGCCGGGGCCAUAAGGGGCACCUUGCAUCAAUACAUAGCUUUCCAGAGCACCGGUUCAUCCAGACGCUAAUAAAAAAAGUAGCUGGUGAAGGUGUUACAACGUGGCUUGGAGGCAACAGCUGUCAAGAAAGUGGAGUUUGGCUCUGGACUGACGGUUCACCACUCGAUUAUACAUACUGGGCUGAGGAGCAUCCAGCUGAGGGAAGAUGCCUGACAAUGAGUCAAGACGAUGGGCUUCUUUGGGCUGAUGAAUCAUGCGACGAUACGUCACAUGCGUAUGUGUGCACCAAGGAUCAGCAAUGAAAACUAUUUCCUCAAGCUAAACCUUGGAGUACUUGGUUAACAGUGAAACCGGCAUGUUAAACAAACAAACAAACAAACAAAAAAAAAACAAAAAACUGAAACAUCAGAGCAAUAUUCUUGUCGCAUUUAUUUCUCAGGACUAUGUCAUGAAUCAUUAUGAAAUGGAGAAUAAUUUGAGAAUUUGAGUUCACAAUGACUUUGCGAAGAAUAUGGAUGGGUGCGUGAUUGAUGGUACAUAUUGGUUAGUCAAAAGGUUCCUGAUAUGAAUCAGCAAUAACAUGACUGUGAUUCUAAUGUAAACUUUUGUAUCUGAGCUUCAGCGCAACAAUCUUGCGAGCAGCCUCCUCCUGUUCAGGUGUGAAAAAGGCGCAUUCUGCCACUGUGGUGAAGUUGUCUUCCAGUCCUGUGUGGAAAAAAAUGCAACAAUGCAAAACACAAAAUUGAGUAAGAUCAAAUGUCACUGCACUUACUGUAUAUGGUUGAAUGCAAUUGUAAUACUCAAAUAUAGUAUGUAGCAUCACAGAAAGUAUACAGUAUUAGUGUGCAAUGCCAAUGUAAGAUGAUAUGCCUGUUCUGUAGACGAAGAGUUUGAAUGAUUGAGGCCACAGCGCUUGCCACUGUUAGCCCAUGAUUUAGAACGUGCUGCACAAGUGGCUCCUGUCUCACAUCAACUAUGAGAUGCACCACUCAGCUUAUCAGAAACCUGGUUGAUCCUUUGUUGACUAAUGCAUCACACAGUUCCCUUCAUUGGAGAAAGUGAAGAUUCUUUGCAAAUUCAGGAACGAUAUAGGGAAAAAGUCUCAUGGAAAUGUAUAGAAAUAUGCUUGACAUAUUGACAACAUGUUCUACCAUUUAGCACGUAAAGACUUGUGCCAUGAGCGAACACCGAAAUGUUGUGAGAGGUACAGUAAGACUAUUCAACAAAGACCUGUGAUAAUACUGUAAUGGUUAGGAUGUGUGUGCGUUGGAGAUCUCGCGAGAGUGGUGAGGUGCCGGGUGUUUUUCAAGUUUCGGGUGAAAGGUUGUGUGUGCAACUUGAGUUUUGGAGGGAGGAACAGCAGCAGCACGUCGAAUAAA
Synchiropus splendidus (mandarinfish) is the source of this 1660-nucleotide messenger RNA. Its product is annotated as type-2 ice-structuring protein-like. Lineage: Eukaryota; Metazoa; Chordata; Actinopteri; Syngnathiformes; Callionymidae. The transcript has 5 exons. The coding region runs from base 134 to 583 and encodes 149 amino acids. Gene Ontology annotation, molecular function: signaling receptor activity. The record is from RefSeq and is a predicted model, not a curated record.